ACACAAGCAAACACGUACAUACGUAUCAGUUCUGUUCCGUCAUCGCUGGUAUCAAUAUAUUCUAAAUCAUAGCAGUAGAAAGAACAGGAAAUCUCGUACGAAAAUUUUUCUUCAAAGUUGGAAAUUAUCGCUAUUGAAGUUAAUUCAAGACCAUCUAUAAAGUCAUAUUUCAAAUAUUUUGCAACUAGUCUCAUAACGGAUUUUACUCUUAUAACAAAAGAAAAAAGCUAUCAUAUAUAGUUAUCACAAUGCGCACAACAGCAUUAUUUAUGAUCAUUAUCACCAUCAGUACAUUAAUAAUAUGUUCUAAAGACAUAUUAUUCAUUGAAGAGAUAAACUAUCGAAUAAAUACUUUUCCAAAUGUCUCUGCAGCUUUUAUAACAUAUCUAGAGUUCAAACUUAUACCUAAUGAAAGAUUUCCGAAACCAACAAGCGAAGCAGAUUUAUUUACAUUAUUAUCUUUACUUCUUCAAGACGUCCAUCAAGACGACGAAGCUUUCAUAAUAGCAAAAAUGAAUAUGUAUCUGGCUUCUCUUUUAGAAAUUGUAUAUAAAGUAGCUCCUAAUUACAAAUAUAAAACUCUAAUUCAAUUGUUAAAAAAAAGAAGUGAUAUUAAAAACGACUUGCAUAUAGCAAAUGCAAUAUAUGUCUCAAAUAAGAUUAAAUUAUCAUCUCAAUUUUUAUCAAUGUUCAACAAUAUCUUUAAAAUUCCGAUUUCAAACAUUAAUUUUAAAAAUAACAUUCAUGUUGCAAAAACGUUCAGUUUAUGGGCUCAAAAGGCAACAAACAAUAAAAUACUAGACGUAAUUCUUCCACGUAAAGUCGAAGAAGAUACAACAUUUGUUUUGGUAACUGGUGUUUAUUUCAAUAAUAGAUUGCUAGAUGCAUUCGAUGUAGAGAAACGCAGAUUUGACGUUUCUCAAACAGAAUCAUACUACGUUCCAAUGAUUAAAUUUAAGAAAUCGCUAUAUAAUUGUGCUUAUAUACAAAAUUGGCAUACGAUAUUUAUUGAAAUUCCAUUGGAUAAGAACAUUACAAUGAUAAUAUUUUUGCCAACUAGAAAAAUAAAUUUGGAGGACUUGGAAAGAAUGUUUAAUUUUUUUAUAUUUGAAGAGUAUAAAAAAAAUCUCAAAGAGUUUGAGAGAUAUACUUCCUUCUUGGAAUUAUAUUUACCUAAGUUUAAGUUUGAAAUUACUCACAGUUUACAACAUGCCCUACGUAAAAGGAAUCUGAAUAAAACAAUAAAAAUUACACAAUCGAGUUAUCUAAAUGUGAAGGAAAUCAUUCAAAAGGUUUCUAUAGAAUUUAACCAAAACCGUUCCGUCAUUACAACAGCUACCAGAAGAAAAUCAAAAAGGAUGGCAUCUAACUCAACGGCGAAAUUCGUCAUAGAUCGUCCAUUCAUGUUUGCUAUCGAAAUAAAUGGAAUAGUAUUAUAUGCAGGAAGCGUGCGAAAACCAAAUAUUUUUUAAGAAAGAGAAAGAGAUGAGU
This is a messenger RNA of Camponotus floridanus (Florida carpenter ant), 1491 nucleotides long. RefSeq names its product antitrypsin-like. Gene Ontology annotation, molecular function: serine-type endopeptidase inhibitor activity. The coding region runs from base 249 to 1472 and encodes 407 amino acids. Lineage: Eukaryota; Metazoa; Arthropoda; Insecta; Hymenoptera; Formicidae. The transcript is spliced from 9 exons. The record is from RefSeq and is a predicted model, not a curated record.